Molecule: messenger RNA, 1677 nt
Organism: Lycium barbarum (goji berry)
Lineage: Eukaryota; Viridiplantae; Streptophyta; Magnoliopsida; Solanales; Solanaceae
Product: F-box protein At3g07870-like
Exons: 2
Coding region: 195-1415 (406 amino acids)
Molecular function (GO): protein binding
Source: RefSeq, a predicted model, not a curated record
ACUGGUGCGGAUGCAAAUCCCAAUUAAGUAUUAUUCAUCAAAGAGUAGACGAGAUUAGCGAGAAACAUAAUUAGAAAUCUAAUUUUAACAUUAUCUAUGCAAUGUCAUUUUCAGGCGAAGAGAUUUAUAAUAAACCCCCCUCUGACCCCUAAUUCGUGGGCAAAUCCAAUAUUUGAGGUUUAUGGGUUCCGGUAAUGGCACUUGAAUGCUUCACAUGGAUUACAGGACUGUUGGGUUCACUGUUUCUUACAAUAAGAGUUGAUGAUGGUGAAACUUUUGAAUGUUUGCCUGAUUGUCUUAUCAUUGAUAUUCUGAGUAGGCUGCCGGCACAUUCUUUUCUUAGAUGUCGAUGGGUUUGCAGGCGUUGGAGAGCUUUGGUCUCAUCACAUGACUAUUUUACCACCUUACAUGAUGAUCUUUCUAGAGCUAGUAGACCCAUGGUUCUCAUACAGGAUCAUUUUGCCAGGAACGGGCGGGAUCUUUAUGUUUUUGGUGAAAACAAGAAGAAGAAGAAGGCCGCCUUCAAGAAAUUUCAUCUCAGAUCUGAGCUUAUGAUUAAUAAGUACUGGGAACACCCCCUUCUUGUAUACUCUUGUCAAGGAGUUCUUCUGUUUGCUUCCUCAAGCUGGCAGUCUACUUAUUAUGUUUUCAAUCCGAUAACGCAAGAGGAAGUAACUAUACAACAUAGACUUCACCCCGGCUUCUUAUGUGCUCUGUACUUUUGUCCUUACACAAGACAAUUCAGAAUUCUAUACGUGCAAGUGCGAGGCAGUUUUUGUCAGUAUUUCGUAUAUAUUUUCCGGACACAAACGUGGAGGAAAAUCCGUUCGUCCUCCUCUUUCAACUUUUUGCCAUCCGGUGUCAAUUCGGCAGUUGUUAAUGGAGCAUUGCAUUGGGUCAUGCACCACGAUUUAGAAAGAAAAAAUACUCCUCCUUGUGAAAACGGAAUCAUGGUUUUUAGAAUGGAUAAGGAAGAAUUCUCCGCUAUGCCUCACCCUGGAAGUACCGUGUGCAACUCAAAGCAAGCGCAUCGAACUAUGACUCUUUUUCUGAAGGAUGAUUGUUUGUCUUUUUGUAACUUGCUUUUCCCUGAGUAUGCUGUCGAUAUAUGGAUUUUGGAAGACUAUGAGACGCGAGUGUGGAUCAAAAGGUACAAGGUUAAUCUCUCUGAUAGGAGAAUUUUCCCUUUUAGUUCGCGUUUCAUGGAAAUUCCAUCGCUUGUUGACAACAAAUCUGGGCGGAUAAAGCUUCUGAACAUCCAAGAAGGUGAACUUUUGUUUCUCGUGAGGAAUGAAGGGUUAUUUCUAUACAAUUUAGAUCAUAGAACUAUGAAGAGAAUUGAAUUGCCACGGCAGGAAAUGAAGUCAUAUUGUACUUGUAGGCCUUAUAUGAAGAGUUUCCUGGCAAUAGCCUAAAUACCUUCCAUGUUCUUAUUAUUAACCUUUCUAAUAUAUAUAUAUAUAUAUAUAUAUAUAUAUAUAUAUAUAUAUAUAUAUAUAUAUAUAUAUAUUUUUAAGUUAUCGAAUGGUGUUUUUAGUGUGUUGGCAACAUAACGAAACCAUUUAUGUAGUAACUAGUUAUAUUUGGGAGUAAGUGUUUCUUUAUUUCGUCGGUUUUAUGCCAUAAAAUAACUUGUACAUUGAAGAAGAAAGGAAACUAAUCAGUGGAAUACAAAGG